Apodemus sylvaticus (European woodmouse) is the source of this 1703-nucleotide messenger RNA. RefSeq names its product polymeric immunoglobulin receptor-like. Bases 312 to 1628 code for a protein of 438 amino acids. The record is from RefSeq and is a predicted model, not a curated record. Lineage: Eukaryota; Metazoa; Chordata; Mammalia; Rodentia; Muridae. Gene Ontology annotation, cellular component: plasma membrane. The transcript has 8 exons. Gene Ontology annotation, molecular function: transmembrane signaling receptor activity.
UGCUCCCCAGGCCUCUGGCAGGAGGGUGGAAGCCCUCGGGUGAGGGCAAGGGGACAAAUGGCAUUCCCAGUCUACAGCCAUGGGUGUGCCCACGUGCUGGGUGUGGUAGAAACCCAAGCCUCUGAGGCCUGGAACAUCUACAGUGCCCUUCCUGCACCUGUUCAUCUGGAGCCUCACAUGGGAGCCAGGGACCAGGAAGCAGAGGACAGAAAGGAGAACUAGGCAAGAGGACAUUGUACCAUCUAGAAGGAGACAGUUCCUUCUCCCCUCUUGGCCCUGGUGUGGGUGCAGGUGACAGCUGAGCUGGAGAAAUGAUCCCCAGGGUAAUAAGUUUAUGGCUGCCUUCAGCUUUGCUCCUCUCUCGGGUCCCAGGCUGUGUCCCUCUGUGUGGCCCCACCUCUGUGACAGCCAUUGUGGGGGAAACCCUGAACGUGCCUUGUCAGUAUGAGGAGAAAUUCAAGACUAACUUUAAAUACUGGUGCAGAGUGUUAUUUGUACUACAGUGUAAAGAUAUUGUCAAGACUAGAGGCUCAGAAGAAGCUAGGAAUGGCCACGUGACUAUCAGGGACCAUCCAGACAACAUCACGUUCACAGUGAUUUUGGAGAGCCUCAUCCUAGAAGACACAGGAACCAUUUGCUGCUGGAAGAAACUCGGAGAAUCCCUCCAAGGUUUCCCCUCUGCAGGCUGCUGUACUGCUCAGGAGGUCACAGGUCCAGUGGAGGUGAGAGGUCAGGAGCAGGGCUCCUUGACAGUGCAGUGCCGAUAUAACCCACACUGGAAGUAUUACAAUAAAUUCUGGUGCCGAGGAUCUCAUUGGAAUACAUGUAAUUUUCUCAUUGGAACCAAUAUAUCAGAACAGUUGGUGAAGAAGAACCGUGUGUCCAUCUGGGAUAACCAGACAGACUUAAUCUUCACAGUGACCAUGGAGGAUCUGAGGAUGAGAGAUGCUGGCAUUUACUGGUGUGGAAUUAUGAGAGCUGGAUAUGAUCCCAUGUUUAAAGUUAAUGUGAACAUUGAGCCAGCUCCAGAAAGUUCAACUAUGACCACCGUAGCCACAGUUCUGACAUCCACACCACCAACCAUGGAGGACACUGGCCAGGAACACGUGACUCAGGGCAGCCCCCACACCAGGUCCCUGCUGAGCAGCAUCUACUUCCUGCUGAUGGCCUUUGUGGAGUUACCCCUGCUCCUGAGCAUGCUCAGUGCUGUCCUCUGGGUGAACAGGCCUCAGAGAUGCUUUGGGGGAGGUGACAUUGGCCUGGUGAAGACCCAUGGUUCUGAUGCCCAGGACAGAGAGAACGACUUCCCAGGAGACGGAAGUCAUAAGAACUGUCUGAUGUUUCCAUCCUUAGCUACAAUCACAGGUCCGAGCCCUGGGAAUGGUACAGAUAUCCUGGAGUAUCCCACAUCCUCACCUGUGCACACUUGGCCCAGUGUGACCACAGAUGACACAAUUCCUGAUCCCAACCCACAGCCUCGGUCUCUUCUGAGCAGCCUCUACUUCUGGGUCCUGGUGUUUCUGGAGUUGCCCCUGUUCCUGAGCAUGCUUGGUGCCGACCUCUGGGUGAACAGGCCUCAGAGGUGCUCUGGGGGAAGCAACACUCGGCCCUGUUAUGAGAAUCAGUGACAUCUGUUGACAUCGAGGCCCUGUCCCUGGAAACAGCUCAUCUGGUAGCUGAUGAGAACCAGUAUAUCUGUGUUU